Ustilaginoidea virens is the source of this 954-nucleotide messenger RNA. RefSeq lists its product as uncharacterized. Bases 1 to 954 code for a protein of 317 amino acids. The transcript is spliced from 3 exons. The record is from RefSeq and is a predicted model, not a curated record. Lineage: Eukaryota; Fungi; Ascomycota; Sordariomycetes; Hypocreales; Clavicipitaceae.
AUGGGGCGAGAUCAUGCAACCUCGGGCAGUGAGGAUGAAGAGUCCAUUGGGGGUUCGGAACUCACAGAUGGAGCUGCUGACGCUACUAUACGCCGUAAGCCACGCGCACGAAUGCCUCGAAAAUCUACUCGAUACGCAGUAGCCCAACCCGCACCACAGCUGCGGACCAAACAAAGGCACCUGGUUCAAAUCUUACCACGGCUGCUGCUGCAACUCCAAGAGAUAGGCGACAAACGAGCCAUUCCGGCUUUCGACUUGAUCCCGGCCCAGCUUGUUGCCGGCACCCUAAUCAUCCCCAAACUGGCCAAGCAUUUCCCUCGCAUCUUUCAUGCCAACGCAGAAUUAAGCCAGAAUGAUGUGUUACUUGUUCGCAGUGAAGACUACGCCUCAACCACCCCCAAACAUUCCUCGCUCCACAGGGAAAACGCACGAAGGCUUCGCCACGACAAGGAAAUCAUAGCCGUCAUCAGUGCACCAUCGCCCAAAGGCCGCGGGGAAGCUGCUGAAAUCAUCCUGGAAGACGGCCUGCCAUGGUCAGCCUCGAUAAUGGCCAACGGAUCCUACGAGUUUACCAGGAUCGAUGAGGAUGGACAAGUCGCCACGGCGAGAUGGACCUUUAGCAUCAUUGAUCCUUCAUCACGAAGACACCCAAUCCUAGGGUCGUUGACAAUGGAAACUCUCGAGGUCUAUGACAGCUACGUCACGCUAUCAACAUCAAGUGGACGAUUCCCCCCGUCCCGCCCGUUCGGCCCGCAGGCAGCUGGCGUUCGCGAGCAAAGCACGUCUUCAGUAAGCUUCAGCAACUCCAGCGACUCCCAGUCAAGGGUGACGGUAGAGGUGCUGCCUGCGCAAAAAGCACUGAUGAUCGCCACGGCCAGUUGGAUUCAGCUGCAACAGCAUGACUGGCCGGCAUCAGUCACACCCAAGUUUGCCAAAAUCCAUGUCUACGGGUAG